AUUCAGUCCUAUUUAGCAACAAUUGAUGGAGAGCAGUUGGAGUCUGUGAAAAAUGACUUAAUUGCUAUAAAGGAGAUUUUUGUUCCAAAGGAAUCUGAUGAUGAAGUGGUGCAGGCACAGAAAGCAGAUAUGGGAGAAGAGUUUGUCAGCAUGCUCACUGAACUGCUGUUUGAAUUGCACGUCGCUGCUACUCCUGACAAACUUAACAAGGCUAGGAAAAAAGCUCACGAAUGGCUGGAAGAAGCCAGUUCUUCCACCCCAGUGGACAUAGAAGAGAAGUUGAAAGAAAAACCCGGAGAACUUGAUGAAGAAAAGACUGAAAAAGAAGUUAAAACUGACAGUGAUAAAACAGAAGUAGAUAGAAGCAAAACUGUGGAGGAAAUAUACAUGCUGUCCAUUGAAAGUCUUGCUGAGGUGACUGCUCGUUGUAUUGAACAGCUUCACAAAGUAGCAGAAUUAAUUCUGCAUGGGCAGGAAGUAGAAAAAACACCUCAAGAUCAAGCAAAAGUACUGACAAAUUUAACAAGUGCCAUGUGCAAUGAAGUUUCAACUUUAUCAAAGAAGUUUUCCGAUUCUUUAACAGCCACUGGGAGCAGUAUGAAGGCAGAGGUUCUUAACCCCAUCGUCAACAGUGUGCUAUUAGAGGGUUGCAACAGCACUACUUACAUUCAGGAUGCUUUCCAGCUAUUGCUUCCAGUUCUGCAAAUCUCACAUAUCCAGACCAGUUGUUUGAAAGCGCAGGAGUGA
This is a messenger RNA of Apaloderma vittatum (bar-tailed trogon), 747 nucleotides long. It is a transcript of the gene FAM114A1, whose product is annotated as family with sequence similarity 114, member A1. The annotation marks the transcript as partial. The record is from RefSeq and is a predicted model, not a curated record. The transcript has 7 exons. Lineage: Eukaryota; Metazoa; Chordata; Aves; Trogoniformes; Trogonidae.